AUGGCCGAAAUCGCCGAUUCUGAUCUUCCAGAUCCUUUAUCAUCAACCCCUCCAGGCUUUGUUGCGACUCCUACAUUGUCCCCUCAAAGCACAGAAGAAGAAGAUGAUGGUGAUAACUCUAUUAUGACCGAGUCUUCUCCCAGUAUCCAACCACGUUCUCGACAUAUUUACAAUCAAACCCCCCCGCGUCGCAGCAGCUCAGCUCCUCGUACUAUAUCCUCUUCCAUAUCAUCUAGCGAUUCCGAGGAAUUUUUAGAAUUCAUCAACGACAUUGUUUACCCUGACGAAUUCUCGGUAGGCAGCGACGAUAUUCUCUUGGAUAAUCCAUAUGCUCCUAUGGACAUUGAUGACAAUUUCUUCGAUGCGUAUGACUCAGAAGAAAGCCUAUUUGUGGACAACCGCCCCGAUAUAGACGGUCAUAUUGAUAGAUUUAAUCAACUAUCUCCAGAUCUUUGGCCGAGCAGCCCAGAAGGGAAUAACGCCGCGGAAAACUAUAGACCGCCCACGAUGGAUGGGUUUAGAGAUCGGGAGAACCUGAGAGAUGAGCUGGUAGGGUUUGAGGUAGAGCGGGCUGGGAACCCCGCGGCUCGGAGACAAAGACAGCAGCAGCCUCAAAGAGAACCUGAGGUGAUUGAUUUGACAGGUGAUAGUCCUGUUCAACAUGCACCUCGAAAUCGUUAUCAGACUCUCCGCGGACGACGUUCACUACAGCGAGGCACUCCUCCCCGACUAGAACGCAGUGAUGCUAGCUACAUGAAUCCUCAGACCGUCAUCAACCUCGUCUCGGAUUCCGACGACGAGCCCGCAAUAAUGCCACAGCCUAGACGAAAUAAUCCGCCCCCUCGCAAUCCUCGAGAUGAACUUGUCCGAAAUCACAAUCGACUGCGGCAACAGUUGCAGCCAGAUAUCCUACCUGGCCGCCACGCUCUUAAUCAGAUUCAACAUCUCAUGAACCAUAUUCCUCUAUUUCGUCUCCUCAAUAAUCAAAACCCUAUGGCAAACAACCACGACGAUGAUCUAGUCGUGCUAGGUCAUCGUAACGUAAUGCAAGAGGGUAUACCACAACCCAACCUUCCUCCGGUGGACCUCGACUAUGACGCUCGUCCUUUUCCGAUACCACAGCCCGCACCAGUAGGCGCUAACCCGAAGCCUGCACAUGAGCCUCCAAAAGAUACAAGACCAGGAUUUACGAGAGACACGGGCGAGGAUGUCGUAGCUAUCUGUCCCAGUUGCGACCAGGAGCUAGCAUAUGAUCCGGACGAUGAUAUGAGCAAUGCAGCUACACCUUCCAGAAAAGCUCGUACGAAGAAAGACAAGGCCGAGCAUCAUUUUUGGGCCGUUAAGGCCUGCGGACAUGUCUACUGCAGGAAGUGCUACGAAUACCGCAAAUCCACGGGCAAGAAUCGCAUCCCUGUAGGUUUCCGACCUGACCCUAGCGGCGCCAAGAACAAGGUGAUCUGCGCCGUUGAAGACUGUAGCUCGGAUGUGAGCGCGAAGGCCGCGUGGGCUAAGGAGUACUUGACUGCCACGCAGGAAGAAUACUUCCUAGAUUUAUAUUGGCAGUCGCAUCAUACUUCUCUCCUAGUCCUCGAUGAAGAUGAUUUCAGACGUCAUUAUAAAUCAUUAUGGGUCGGAUCGAGAAAGAAACGCAAACCAUCAGCCCUCGUCGAUAUCGUUAUAGCCUUGUGCAUGCAGUAUGGCAUGGCAAGGGGUCGGGGUAAUAAUAAUUCGGUAUUGGGGAAUGCCAACGUCGAUACUGAUGAUGCGACGCUCGCCGGUCGCUGGCAUUAUUGUCGCUGUCAAAACCUUCUGGCCUGCGAAUUGGAGAGUCCUACAAUAUCAACUCUGCAGUGCAACAUAUUAUCCGUAGUCUGGUUAUGUUGUGCUUCAUUUCAAAAUAUGGCGGAUAGCACCUUGGCCGUCACAGCAAGGACAGCUCAGAUGCUCGGCCUCCAUCUACCGCCACCGCAAAGUAUGCCCCAACGCGAGAGGGAGAUGCGAAAGCGCCUAUGGUGGUCCAUUUACGUCGCCGAGACUAAAACUAGUAUGAAGUUGGGUCGACCAUUUAUGCUCCACCUGUCGCAUGCGAGUUGCGGUCUACCAGCCGAUGACCACGAAGCCGCCACACAAUCAGGGUCAGGCUUUGCGCCUUUAGACGAUGAUGUUACCUGGCUUAGCUGGAAUUUACACAAUACUAAGCUUGUCCUUGCUGCCCGCGACGUAUACACCGCUUUUUACGACAAGUAUCCAGAUAUUGUCGAGAACGAUGGUAGCCAAGCGAUUUAUGACGCACCGCCGGCCAUGGAGACGUAUGCUGAAUUCCUUAUCAUGCGUAUGAGGGCUUUGGAGCAGUGGGUUAAGGAUGUGCCUGACGCAUUAAAAACCCAACGUAAAAACCAUGGAAUCCCCUUUUCAACGGACCUCUCGCCGGUAGAGAUUGAACAGUUCGCCCCGCUCUGGGUGCAACGCCAACGUCUACUAUUAGAACUAUUAUAUCACAAUCUCUGUACAAAUCUAUAUCGACCAUUUAUAUCCUUCAAGCGGUCUCCAUACUCAUUAGUAUCAUCUCAGUCUUCGUCGCUUGCAGAAUCUUGUGCCCACAGAUGCGCUAGCCACGCUAUGGCGCUCACGCAUAUUAUGCGACAAAUAUUAUCAACAACAGAUAUACUUACCGGCUGGCAAGAAGCCUUUCAAUGGGAAUGGAAUGUCGCCAUGACUCUGGUCGGCUUCGUACUAUCCCAUCCUCACGACGAACUAACACCGGCGGCGCGAGAAGCCAUAAGUGUUUCGGUUGAUGCUCUGGGCAUUUUUGGAAAUAGCUUUUCCGUAGCCGCGAGUGCGGCCGAACUGGUGCGUGAGCUUAGUGUGACGGCUGACCAUAUGAUUAUGCCUCAGCCUAUCAAUGAAGGAGAUAGACUUAUAACUCAGGGGGGUCAGCCCAUUACCAUGAUGCCCCAAAACGAGCAGGAAGGUACAGUCAUGGGUCAAACAGAUGUUGGAUUCCCUAUGUUUGAUGAGGACACUAUCGCGGUGAUGCAAGGCAUCUUAGCAGAUUCAAUGGACCUGGCCUUUGCAGUCGAUGGGUACAAUACUACGAAUGUUUUAUGGCCGAAUAUAGAUCCUACAGAAUAA
Messenger RNA from Daldinia childiae, 3132 nucleotides. RefSeq lists its product as uncharacterized. The record is from RefSeq and is a predicted model, not a curated record. Bases 1 to 3132 code for a protein of 1043 amino acids. Gene Ontology annotation, molecular function: zinc ion binding; DNA-binding transcription factor activity, RNA polymerase II-specific; RNA polymerase II cis-regulatory region sequence-specific DNA binding. Lineage: Eukaryota; Fungi; Ascomycota; Sordariomycetes; Xylariales; Hypoxylaceae. The transcript has 3 exons. Gene Ontology annotation, cellular component: nucleus. Gene Ontology annotation, biological process: DNA-templated transcription; positive regulation of transcription from RNA polymerase II promoter by galactose.